Coffea arabica (coffee) is the source of this 4750-nucleotide messenger RNA. RefSeq names its product putative late blight resistance protein homolog R1A-10. NCBI's taxonomy places the organism in Eukaryota, Viridiplantae, Streptophyta, Magnoliopsida, Gentianales, Rubiaceae. Gene Ontology annotation, molecular function: ADP binding. The record is from RefSeq and is a predicted model, not a curated record. Gene Ontology annotation, biological process: defense response to other organism.
UUGUGGGCAACACAGUGAAGGCCUGCUACUGUGAACUAUCUCGUCUCAGACAUUCAGUAGUAGUAUAUUUUUCAAAGAAAUCCCACGCAGCGGUUUGUUAGGGUAGAGGCGAAGCUGGUUCCAGCCGGUUGCCGGAGCUUCUGCAGUUAAUUUCUUCAAACAGAGCUGAUUACGGUGCUCAUCAACAACAGGUCGAAGUCUGAUACCAGAGGGAAAAGAAGAUACCAUAAUGGCGAUUCCCUGCAGCAGUAACACCAGUUUCUUUGAUUUUGCUUUAGAUGACCAUCUGCGGUCGCAUCACAUGUCCUCCAGCACUAGCACUAGUUGCUUUGAUCUUGCUUUAGAUUUUCUAUGCAAGCUUGAGAAGUCCGUCGAUUUCCAGCUCUUCGGUAUCGCGGAUCUGAAGGAAAACAUAAGAUUCUUGAAUUCCUUUUUUCUGUAUGUCAAGAAGUGUAGGAGGAGGAACCGUGAAGCGCCUUUGGAGCAUGAUCAGGAGGACGCGGGUAAAACGAUUUUGGAGCAUGAUCAGGAGGACAAGGGUAAAGAGCUUUUACAGCAUGAUCAGGAAGAAGCGGGUACUAUUCUGUCUGAAAGUUUGUCACAUAGUGCUAUUUGCUUCGGAAUUCAAGGUAGGGUUAUUAAGAUGGUUCAUGAUCUUCAGUCUGCUUAUCUUUUAUACGAAGGUUCUGAUGAGUCAGAUAGAAUGCCAAUAGUAUUUAUUGCGAUAGCCAGAUCCUUGGAUGAUAUUUGGUCAUUUCUUAAGACAGAUAUCAUGGAAUCAUGCACCGUCAUCUUCCUCGACUAUUACCCGCCAGGAGAUCCACAACUAGUUAUGGAUCUUAUUGCAUCCCUUUUGGAGUCUCUGAGGCAACCUUUAAUUGAGUUAGAGAAUACUAUGAGACACGAGCUAAAGCUUUUAAGGAGUCUCAUUUGCUUUGCAAUAGUGCGAGGUGUUGAGUGUACGCAAUUGACAGAUCUCUUGACUCACGCUGCAGUUGUGGUUGAACAGGCAAUUUUUGAGUGUUGCUUUGACAGCGAUGAAGAACAAGCGCCUAGUCAAACGGACUCUGAAAUUUAUGAGUUGAUGGAUGAGAAUAUAGAUCCUUUUGGUCCCCAAGUCCGAGAAACUUGCAUGCAUGUCCUGACGGCUUCAAAGAAACAAUUAAGAUCAUCAUAUGCUUUAGCCCUUGAGCAAAAUGAGCAUCGAGUGCUAGUCGAAUUUAUUGAUUCUCUCCUAGAUUAUCUUACGGAUCUUCUAGGAUAUUGUGCUAGUUUUCAGGUUCUGGUAAAGGAUCAAAUGCUAAAACUCCAUCAAGGAGUAAAAUACUUGAGUAUCCUUCUUGAACAGGAGAAGAAACUAGGCGAUGAAAUUAAGGAUCUUGUUGGAGUUGUGGUCCAUGAUGCAGGAACUCUGAUCUUCUCCCUUUCUGUCAACGAAAUCAAAGAAGGUUUUUCCAAGGAAACAGAUCUUGUGUUGUUUCAUUUGUACAAAGUUCUCAAGUAUAUGAUGGCAGAGCUUGCGCACAAUUAUCCACUAACAUCACCACAUUCAUCAUUUAAUUAUCCUAGAUCCAAUGAGUUGGGCUGUAUGGAUUUUUUCCUAAAAAAUCUCAAGGAACUAGCAAGGUGUGAUGAGGCUAAUGAUUCAAUUGUUUUUCUACAGGAUAGAAUCCAAAGGAUCGAAAAAGAUCUUGAAUUCUUGAGACAUGUCCUGGUGAAUAUCAAGGAGCAGCGCUAUCAGAAUAGAAAACUCCAAGCUUUUUGGAGUCAUGUUAUGGAGGCUGCAUACAAGGCAGAGUUAUUGAUUGACUCAACACUAGUUAGUGAUAAAUGUGAAGAUUCUUUGGAUGCUGUUGCUAGAGAUAUCAAUCUUCUGAAGAUUGAGGCUUUGGAGAUCCAAAAUGGUCAAAUCCAGAGAGUUAACAAGACGUCCAUUCACAUACCAUCACAACUUAUUGCCACCAUUCACAAUGAAGAUCUGGUGGGUGUCGAUGACAAGGUGAAAUCUGUCAUUGAUCGACUUAGGAGUGGAUCAAAGCAGUUGGAUUUUGUUCCCAUUGUAGGUAUGCCUGGGAUUGGUAAGACCACAUUAGCCAAUAAAGUUUAUGUUGCUGAUUCAGUUACGUCACAUUUUCAUGUGUGUGGCUGGUGUUAUGUCUCUCAAAUGUAUAGCAUGCGUAGUUUGUUAGUUCAGCUUUUGUGUAGUAUUUCUUCUGAGAGUCCUGAAAAAUAUCAUAAGAAGGAUGAAGAUGAUUUGGCCAAGGAGCUAAAGCAAGUUUUGCUGAGAAAUAGGUAUCUCCUUGUUUUGGACGACUUGUGGGACAUUGAGGCAUGGAAUUUGUUGGUAAAAUCAUUGCCAAAUGAUGCCAAUGGAAGCAGGAUUCUCUUCACCAGCAGAUUUCAGAAUUUGUCUUCAAAAUUCAAACCUGAUACUGAGCCUUACUAUCUCCGCCAACUUACGGACGAAGAGAGUUGGACAUUGCUGCAGAAAAAGCUAUCUGACAAAGGAGGUUGUCCUCCAACAUUAAGUGAAGUUGGAUCUCAAAUAGCAAAAACUUGUAGGGGCUUACCCCUUACAAUUGUCCUUGUUGCUGGAAUUCUUGCUACCACUGCACAAGAUAGCUGGGAAGAAGUUGCAAAAAGUCUUAGUUCUACUGUCCUUGACAAUGAAUAUUGCAUGAAGACGCUUGAGUUGAGUUAUAAUCACUUACCAGAUUAUUUGAAGUCAUGCCUUCUAUACUUUGGUGCAUUUCGAGAAGAUGAGGUCAUUAAUGUCCGCAGGUUGUUAUGGCUUUGGAUCUCUGAAGGAUUCGUGCAAAAGACUGAAGAAAAGAGCUUGGAGGAAGCAGCUUACAACUACUUGAUGGCUCUGAUUAAUAGAAGUUUAGUUAUGGUUACCGACCAAAGAACUACGAGUGGUGCCAAAGCCUGCCAACUUCAUGAUUUGGUACGCGAGUUUUGUGUGGAAAAAGCCAAAGAAGAAAGUUUUCUACGUAUUAUUCAAAGUUGGGAAGACCCUUUUAGUCUUGCUGAACCAAGCAGCCACCACCGAGUUUGUGUUCAAAGUAGCUGGGAAUUGAAGACUUGGGAGUUAGUGAUAAUUUUUCCCAAUUUACGCUGUUUGCUGUUGUUUGGAUAUGAUGCUUUUGACUGUGAAGAGAAGCCUUCGAGGAUUUUGUUACCUAAGCUUCUUAGAGUGUUGGAUUUGGGGGAUUGGGGCUCUGGUGAAUCAUUUCCAAUGGAAGUUUUAUUGCUUGUUCACUUGAGAUACCUGGCUCUCUGUAGAAUAACAUCAAUGCCAUCUGCAAUAGCCAACCUCUCAAGGUUAGUAACUCUCAUCAUAAAACAUCCAGAGAGUAAUAUUGUGCUGCCAAAUACUAUUUGGAACAUUAGGACAUUGAGUUAUCUACGUACUAUAUAUUGGAAAAGAGGUUUUAUUUUUGCAGAUGGAAAUCUUGAAGUAGCCCCAGAUUUAGAUCAUUUGGACACGUUAAACCUUGCAAUUGAUCCCUUGUCUCAAAACUUGCAAAAGUUACUGAAAAAAUUACCAAGCAUCCGCAGGCUAAAAUGUAUGAGAGAUGACGAAUCAAUCGAUGACGAAUCAAGUGAUGAUGAAUCAAGAGAAGCUACCAGAAAUUGUGAUGAGAUUCUUGUGUUUGACUGUUUGAGUCAACUAGAGUCACUUCAUUUGAUUGGUUUUCAGGGAUAUGGGUUUAAAUUCCCGUUGAAUUUGAAGAAGUUGACUCUCUCAAAGAAUGGUCAGCCAUGGGGUGAAAUUUCAACAAUUGGAAAGUUGCCUAAUCUUGAAGUGCUUAAAUUACACGAUUCCUCCUUUAUUGGGGAAGAAUGGGUAAUGAAAGAAGGGGAGUUCCCUAACCUCCGAGUCUUCUGAUAAUUUUUUCCGUCUUGAGAAAUUGGCUGUGAACCAGUGUAGGAAGCUUGAAGAGGUCCCUUCUUGUUUAGGGGAAUGUGAGACUCUUGAAAUGAUUGAGGUGAAAUGGUGCCGCGAGUCUGUUGCAAAUUCUGUAAAGCAAAUUCAGCAAGAACAGAUGGAUCUGGGAAAUACGGAUCUAAAGAUCGUAAUUGAAGAUUGUUAUGAUGAUACACCCAUUCUCUCCAAAGAAUAGUCGAAUUCCUCACAAGCAGAGUCAAUUCCCUUAGAGGCAGAGGAGAUUUCCUCUCACCACACUUGAUCAGCAGGUUUCCUCGGCAGGAGAGCCUUUUUCUUCUCACCACACCAGACAAGGGUGAAGACUCAAGCAUUCAUCGUCUCUUCUUGAUUCCUCGUGCCUCUUCUUUAUCUGUACAUACGUUGUAUCAGUUUGAUGACAUAAUAGUUCAUUUGUACUGAAGCAAUUUUUAGAGCUUCCAGAUUAUUUGGUUUGAACUUGAUGCAGCUGUAUUACUUUGUCAUUGCAGGGGCAAGCACAGUCAUGCAUUCUAUCAGUCCAACAUUAUCCGUCAUAAUCUAUUUGUAAAAUGUUCUCCAUGCCCUCUUCUGGUUUGAUGUUUAUUAGUGUUUAUGAACCCAAUUUUUGAAAUCUUCUUCAUGUUCUUUUCUAGUUCGAGGUUCAAUAUGCUUGUAUAUCAUCAUCCCAGUUUGUUAAAUCUUCUUUGAUGCAGCUAAGAUUGAUGUGAUGCUUAUAAGUUAAAACCAGCUAAGAUUGAUGUCAUGCUAGAUAAACUUUUCUGUUCCUUUAUUGUAUCACAGAUAAGAGUAAUACAUAUAAUUGUAACUUGCUUCUGUUUA